Molecule: messenger RNA, 963 nt
Organism: Pseudomassariella vexata
Lineage: Eukaryota; Fungi; Ascomycota; Sordariomycetes; Amphisphaeriales; Pseudomassariaceae
Product: Gtr1/RagA G protein conserved region-domain-containing protein
Exons: 3
Coding region: 1-963 (320 amino acids)
Biological process (GO): cellular response to amino acid stimulus; cellular response to starvation; regulation of autophagy
Cellular component (GO): fungal-type vacuole membrane; Gtr1-Gtr2 GTPase complex; nucleus
Molecular function (GO): GTPase activity; GTP binding
Source: RefSeq, a predicted model, not a curated record
AUGGGCAAGAGCGGCUCUGGCAAAUCCAGCAUGCGAAGCAUCAUUUUCAGCAACUACAUUGCAAGGGACACGCGCCGACUUGGUGCAACUAUCGAUAUCGACCUGUCCCAUGUCAAGUUUCUCGGCAACUUGACCCUCAAUCUGUGGGAUUGUGGGGGUCAGGAGGCAUUCAUGGAGAACUACCUCUCCCAGCAACGCGUACACGUCUUCUCCAAUGUGGGCGUUCUCAUCUAUGUCUUCGAUAUAGAGUCUCGGGAUGUGGACAGGGACAUGGCCACCUACGUCUCGAUAAUAUCAGCGCUCUGCCAGUUCUCGCCCACUGCGAAGAUCUACGUACUCAUUCACAAGAUGGACCUGAGCCCACCACAAGCGCGCGAGCAGGUGUUUAUGGAACGCGUCAGGUUGGUACGACAGAAGACAACCGAGUUUGUGCAAUCCACGGGAUUCACGGGCGAGGUCGACCUCACGCCGUUCGCGACGUCGAUAUGGGAUCAGUCGCUCUACAAGGCCUGGGCAAGCAUUAUUCAUGACCUGGUGCCGAACCUGUCAGUUAUUGAGUCACAACUCGAGUCUUUGGGCAUCUUGAUCGAGGCAGAGGAGUUGCUACUCUUUGAGCGAACCAGCUUCCUAGUUGUAUCCAAUUGGACGUCUGACGAGGGCCAGAACAACCCGACCUUAGACCGCCAAGAACGCAUCUCCAACAUCCUAAAGCAUUUCAAGCAGAGCAUAAGCCGCUUCACCGGGACACCCCGUAAUGCCGAGCAGUUUUUACUAAUGGAGCACAAAUGCGGUGGUCGUUUCUCCAUAUUCUGCCUCAAGUUCACCACGAAUACCUACUUGAUGGUCAUUCUCCCACCUGGCGAGGCACGCUUUAACUCAGCGAAGCUCAACUGCCAGAUCGCCAGGGAGAGCUUCAAGUUCUUGGACGGUCCUGUCGCAGCCAAUGCGCAGGGCCGGGAUUGA